CCGCUAGUUACGACGUGGUUUGGCCUUCCUUACCUCCGCCGUUCCUACAACCUCAACUCUCGCAACUGCCACCUGCAUAUCAACCGUGCAUCGCAACUCCCAACGCACGGCGCCGUGAGCUUCAAGGUCGCUUCUCCCUGAUAGCUCCCAUUGCACUCGCCCUCGUCGUUGCACGCCGCUGCCCGACACUUGUCGACUUUUCCCGGCCGAAUCGAUCAUCGACGGCCCUAUCCGAUUGUACGCCCAGAGCCAUAGGUUUCCCUACGCCUACGAGAGCAGAUCGCGAGUAAAAAGGAAAGGAAAAAAAAAAAAAACCAGAGAAGCCAUCGACACAGACGGCCAACGCGAUAUUUUCCGUCUCUCCUUCAACGAGAGCUCCUCCCGCCACAUCCGUGGUCGCCAUCGCCGACCCCCUCGAUCCCCCUCCAGCUGUCAAUCUGGCGGCUCUUCAGCCCAAGCCCUACGGCGAAGCAUCUGCUGUGGCCGCAAUGGCCCAGCCCAAUGCAGAGCCCGCCGAGGAAUACGACUAUGAAUCUCUACCGCCCAACUUUUCCCUCGUGCAGAACAUGGCUGCCGGGGCAUUUGCGGGCAUAGCGGAGCAUACCGUCAUGUAUCCGAUUGACGCCAUCAAGACCCGCAUGCAGGUCCUGAACCCCAAUCCCUCGGCCGUCUACAAUGGUGUGAUUCAAGGUACAUACCGCAUAGCUAGUCGCGAGGGCGUCCUGAGCUUGUGGAGAGGCAUGUCCAGUGUUGUUGCCGGUGCCGGUCCCGCUCAUGCUGUUUACUUCGCUACAUACGAAGCUGUCAAGCAUGUUAUGGGUGGCAACCAAGCUGGUGUACACCAUCCUCUGGCCGCUGCGACCAGCGGUGCUUGCGCUACGAUUGCCAGCGAUGCGCUGAUGAACCCUUUCGAUGUCAUCAAGCAGCGCAUGCAGAUUCAGGGGUCGGCCAAGAUGUACCGUUCCAUGACCGAUUGCGCCAAGUAUGUCUACAAAACUGAGGGGUUGGCGGCUUUCUACGUCUCUUACCCGACCACGCUCUCCAUGACGGUGCCCUUCACUGCCCUCCAGUUCUUGGCGUACGAGUCUAUAUCGACGGCCAUGAACCCCAACAAGGGAUACGAUCCCACAACACAUUGCUUGGCUGGUGGUGUCGCCGGUGGUUUCGCUGCCGCUUUGACUACCCCUAUGGAUGUCAUCAAGACGAUGCUUCAGACCCGAGGAACUGCCACCGACCCAGCAUUGAGGAACGUGAACGGAUUCAUGGCUGGUUGCCGGUUACUGUACGAGCGUGAGGGUUUCCGCGGAUUUUUCAAGGGUGUGCGCCCCCGCGUGGUGACCACCAUGCCCAGCACGGCCAUUUGCUGGUCUGCCUACGAGGCUUGCAAGGCCUACUUCAUCUCCAAGAACGAUAACCCGAACCCUUGAAGGCGGUCCGCCGCUGUGCAUAUAGAAAAGAAUGUCAUUGACGAUUCGAUCACCGAUUAGAGCGGUCUUGUAAAUUUAGAAAGCAGGGUCGAGGCCCAUGAGGAACUCGGACCACCGAAUUGGUCUUUUUAUACUUGGGGGUACAAUAGGCACGAUACCAGCAAUCCCGGCGAGCAUUACUCUUCCUCUGCUAAGUAGUGACGUGAGGAAUGACACACGCCGUCUUCCAAGCGGGUCUAUCUGGUGCCGGGGAGCUGGUGGUUUGGCAAAAUGCAACGUUUGAAAGGAUACUCAACAUGUUGGCGUCAGGAAAUGACGGACUUGCCUGG
Colletotrichum scovillei is the source of this 1756-nucleotide messenger RNA. RefSeq lists its product as uncharacterized. The record is from RefSeq and is a predicted model, not a curated record. Bases 489 to 1427 code for a protein of 312 amino acids. Gene Ontology annotation, cellular component: mitochondrial membrane. Gene Ontology annotation, molecular function: ferrous iron transmembrane transporter activity. Gene Ontology annotation, biological process: iron import into the mitochondrion. Lineage: Eukaryota; Fungi; Ascomycota; Sordariomycetes; Glomerellales; Glomerellaceae. The transcript has 7 exons.